Molecule: messenger RNA, 500 nt
Organism: Galendromus occidentalis (western predatory mite)
Lineage: Eukaryota; Metazoa; Arthropoda; Arachnida; Mesostigmata; Phytoseiidae
Exons: 2
Coding region: 122-424 (100 amino acids)
Source: RefSeq, a predicted model, not a curated record
CACACUCUUCGCAAGCUGUGAGGUGAGCUGUGUGUUCAGAACCAACAGGAUCGUCGAAGCAAAAGUUGGCGCUCCGGAGUCUCGGUUUGAGGGCACAAGUGAACGUGAAGGGCAUUCGAAAAUGAAGUUCAGCCGAGCCGCGGUGUUGACGGUUUUGCUCAUCCUCGGAGUAUUCGUCCAGGAUUCUUCGCAGUUCAAGAAGAAGAAGCUGAAGCUUCUCCUUGGAGGAGCCCUCGUCGGUGGGGCUGUUGGAGGUGUUCUCGGAGCCGCUCUCGCCAAACAUCACCACCAUCCAAAGAUUUGGAUUGUGAAGCACCACGAGCCGAUCUGGGUCGUGAAGGAUCACGGAUGGCACGGCGGCUGGGACAACGGAUGGCACAGCGGAGGAGGAUGGGAAUCCGGAUGGGAUUCUGGAUGGUGGUGAAACUAGACUCGCGUGCGUUCUGCGUGAAACAGGAGGUUUCGGAGCUUAUCGUUGAAUCGCUGUAUAUUCCUGCUCU